GAGAAGCACGGCUGGCAGCCAGACUGCUCAGAUAGAAUCCAGCACACAGUAACAGGUUUAUCUUAGAUGAUCAGGCGACACGAUUUAUUCCAUGUUCCGUGGCGUACAUUCCUCUGGGUCUAUUUCUAAAGGAUUAAAAUAAAGCGUAGGAUUUUAAAGAAGAAAGUUGUCUUGGAAAAGAACUCGGACCAUACUUGCAUAUACGGCAUACAGUAGGUUGGUGCAUUAUAUAGCACUACAGUGAUCUGUAGCAUUUCUGACUCGAAAUUAAUAUUAUUUUCCCCCAUUUCUUUGUUUGAAAAUUCAAUUCAGUCGAUAAAAAGUUUUGAGCAAAGGAUAUUUAAAACAACGCGAAGACGUGGCACGGGGAUGGGACGCCGUUUAUCUGGAUUUUUGCAUUCUCUGUUUGGUAAUUUUAACUCCUUUGGGGGAAGAUCUUCCGCGGCCAUGUGCCUCCUAGCUAAAUGCGUGAUGCUCUCGCAACUUCUGCUGUUAUCGGCGGAGGACGGCAGGGCGCUGCUGUGCGUGCCUUGCGACGCGUCCGGAUGCGCUGAGCCAAAGGCUUGCGGCGGCACGGUACUGGGCUCUUGUGGCUGCUGCGCCGGCUGCGCCAAGCAGAGGCACGAGAGCUGUGGAGGCUUCCGCGGUCUCAACGGGACAUGCGACCGCGGACUCCAGUGCGUUGUCGGGACGUCUCCGGACGGCGGUUCCGUCGAUGUCGGAGUUUGUGAAGAUGCAGCUUGGGAUGUCGAUCUGAGUUUGGGGUCUGGACCUUGCAGGGGAAGCCUGGUCAAAGGCUGUGAUCUGGUGGACAGGAAGUGUGUCUGUGGUCAGAAGUGGUCCUGUAGCAGCCCCUACUCCUUCCCCAGCUGGGACGCGUGCCACAUUGCCCUCCAGAGAACUGAAGAGCCCAGCGAUGAUAUUCUGGCACCCCCUGCUUGUGGAGCCUUAGAGAACUGCAAUCUGACAGAGAGGGACUGCGCCUACGGAUUUCAGCAGGAUCUGAAUGGCUGUCGCACCUGCCACUGCCGGACACGGAAGGCGCUGUGCAGAGAGAUGAUGACUGGCUGUGCCCUGAACUGCCCUUUCGGCUUCCAGACCGGAUCCCAGAGCUGCCCGGUGUGCCGCUGCAGGUUACGACCCAGGAAGUGUCAGCCAGCAGCCUGCGGCAAGCGCUGCCCUCACGGCUUCCAGAAAAACAGACACGGGUGCCACAUUUGUCGCUGUAAGACAUGUCCCGAGGUGACUUGUGACAAGGGCUGCCCAGACGGCCUCCGACAUGAUGCUCGGGGUUGCCCCGUCUGCCAGUGUAAAGCUCCUGCCUCCUCUUCUCCUGUUUCACACCCCGGUCACCUCUCUCCUCAUGGGCUCCGCUCAGACCUUGGCACAGCCGCACCCCUGUCCCUGGCUGUGGUGGGCCUCUGUCUGUCAAAGGAUGGCCGUCGGCAUGGCGAUGGUGAGACCUGGCACGACGGCUGCAGGGACUGCUACUGCCAUGAUGGCCAGGAGAUGUGCUCCUUGAUCUCCUGCCCCCCACUGGUCUGCCUCAGCCCCACCCUUCAGCCAGGCCACUGCUGCCCUUUCUGUCCAGGUGGCCCGCAGACUGAGCAGGAGACCAACAGACCCCUGUCGAGGAUCUUGCCAGUGUGCCUUGGCUUAGACAGGGAAUACUUUGCAGAGGGGAAGACCUGGAGCAUUGACUCCUGUACCCAGUGCACCUGCCUCCGUGGUCAGGUGUUGUGUGAGACCAAGGUGUGCCCGCCCCUUUUGUGCCAGCGGCCAAUCAGGACUCAGGAUUCCUGCUGUUCCCAGUGCCCAGGUGACCUCCUACCGGCUCCACGCCCUAGCAACAGUAGCUGCAGGGAUGAGGUAGGGGGCGUGUAUCGCGUGGGAGAGUCCUGGAGGCCCGACCCAUGUUCGAGCUGUGCCUGUGUCGAUGGGGCCAUCAAAUGCCUGGCGGAGUCCUGCCCGCCAGUCUCCUGCACGGACCCCGUGCUGCACAAGGGCCAGUGCUGCCCCUACUGUCUGGGGGACGUCGGUAGGAAGGCCGUGUGUCACUACGGUGGGGCUGCCUACACUGAUGAGCAGCGGUGGCACGUGGACGAGUGCACGCGCUGUUACUGCCUGCAGGGACAGACGCUCUGCUCCACCGUCAGCUGUCCCGCUCUGCCCUGCCGCGAGGCAGCGCGUGCGAGUGGCCGCUGCUGCCCCAUGUGUUCAGACAGUCUUUCCGCAAGCAAUUCCAGAGCUAUGGAAGUGCGACUAUGGGAUGACCUGAUGAAGCGACAUGCCCCGCCUCCAGGGGGUGCCCUUGUGGUACCUCUCAAUGGGGGGGAUGGUAGCCAGCAACACUUGGAGAGCCAGAUGCCAGGGGCCAGAGAGAACAGGCAUUUCAACCCAGCGGCCUGGAGUGCAUUACCCAUCCUGGUGGUAUUUAUCACCAUCGCCGCCCUCCUGGUCAUCAAUAAAAAAAAGAGACGGAUCGACAUUCUUUGCUUUUAUAGAAAUAAACAGGUAAUAUGGACGGACUACCAUGAGGGUCUCCAGACGGAUCCUUACCGCCCACUCCGCCAUGCUGACUAUAACUCGAGAUAUGGUGGCGCACGUGAGGUGCCAGAGCAGAACAACCUGCAAGAUGACGGCUUCUAUCAGACCGUGUGAUUGGACCAACGCCGAGAGGCCCAAUAUGCUAAAUAACUCUACCAUCAGAAAUAAAGCGAUAAAAGUACACUCGGAGACAGGGGACCAUACGUUGAGCAGAAAAUGAUGACGGGUAGCUGUGUCACAUCGUGAUAGGUGACAAAUGAGCCUGCCUUUCAUGAAGGUGACUCUGGGAACACCACCGGAUGGCUUCUAUCUCAUUUAUUUUGUCCUGGGAUGUAUGACGUCGAUCCGGCGGCUCCAAGAUCACAGACGUGCUUCAAAACAUAUGCAUCCCAGCUCCCGUUAAUCGGCACGGAAAGGUAAAGCUUCAUAUGUCUUCAAAGACAGAGCUGCCAAAGGUCUGACGCCUGAAGCAAACACGGUGCUUUGAAAUGUUCACUUUCUGGCCCAUUGCUGCCCAUCAUCUUAUGGCAGUAAGCAUGAUCCUGUUUAUGGUGGGGCUAUGUUCGAACGGCACGUCCGAUUGUUAAUUCCAUCGCAACCUUUCGUUACUUUAUGGUAAAGACUUAAAUAUGUCGGUUGGAGAAAAUCUAUCUAAUGUUCAGCUAAGAAUUUCACUAAAGUUUUACCUUUUUUCAGAUAUUUUACUGGUAUAAUUCCAGUUAAGUAGGCUACCUUACCCAGAACAAUGUAACAGGGUGCCUACUUAUCUGCAUACUAUUAUUGUCAAGGCAUCAGUGCUUCAAGUAAUUUAAUUUGACCAUGGCAGUCAUUAAUUGCAAAUUUUCACAAAUUUUCUUUGGUUUAAUAACACGUGCGUCAUUUGUAAUAGGAUUUAUCAUCAAACUUCACAUAAAUACAAACAUGCCUUCAGGAGAUGCAAACUUUUACUAUGCCAUAUUAACUUUAUAUCACGUUACCAAACUGUUCAAUAUAGAUUUUCUAUAAAUGUUUGUGAGAUUUUUAUUUAUGUAUUUAUUUUUGGUUAUAAUAUUGUGUCAGUAUUGCAGUUUUAACACUCGUGGUGUAAUACACACGCCAGACGAACAACACAGAGGAGGAAUAUGCAACAAUUUUGGUUCGAAAAUAAUUGUCGGAUGUAAUGGUAAUUAUUGCAUUACGUUACAAUUUUCAAUGACUGAAGGUACAAAUAGAAAUUUCAUAGUAAUAUUUCCCAGGUGUCCUCUGUGACAGGUAUGAAUAAUCAUGUUAAGACAGCAGAUAAUAGCAGAGAUAGGACCUAAUCAUAGAGCUUGUGCAGGACCUGUGUCAAUGACAGUUGAUAUUUCAUUCUGUGGAUCCUUUCUUAAAUGCCUGACACAAUGCAUACUUUUGACUUGCUAAAUGGAGGGUGGUGACAUGCCUUACUUUGAGAAGGGAAAGUGGCAUAGAUGUGUUUUAAUAUUUAUUUGAAUUUAACAUUUGUCAUAAUAUUUGUCAAAAGCUUAUCCCAGCCUGGAUUGAGAGUAGAACAAUAAAACGUCUUUCAAGGCUAA
Molecule: messenger RNA, 4100 nt
Organism: Paramormyrops kingsleyae
Lineage: Eukaryota; Metazoa; Chordata; Actinopteri; Osteoglossiformes; Mormyridae
Product: cysteine-rich motor neuron 1 protein-like
Cellular component (GO): plasma membrane; extracellular region
Molecular function (GO): protein binding; serine-type endopeptidase inhibitor activity
Source: RefSeq, a predicted model, not a curated record